Messenger RNA from Linderina pennispora, 1129 nucleotides. RefSeq lists its product as uncharacterized. Gene Ontology annotation, cellular component: intracellular anatomical structure. The transcript has a single exon. Bases 1 to 786 code for a protein of 261 amino acids. Gene Ontology annotation, biological process: macroautophagy; protein lipidation; protein modification by small protein conjugation. NCBI's taxonomy places the organism in Eukaryota, Fungi, Kickxellomycota, Kickxellomycetes, Kickxellales, Kickxellaceae. The record is from RefSeq and is a predicted model, not a curated record. Gene Ontology annotation, molecular function: Atg12 transferase activity.
AUGUUUGAUCACUCACCGGAUCUAUUGAUUCAUGGCCCAUUUCCGAUUCACGCUCUGGCGCUCGGUCAUUGCUCGUGCGAUGCAGCAGAGGUGAGACCUGCAGCCAGGACAGUAAAACCCCAGCGCAUUACCUCCCUACCUGCCCUUACUCCCCCGUCAAAUAGAGCCGUACUGACAAUGGACAGCGCGCUUUCCAACUACCCGUACCUGACCUACGACGAGUUCACAGCCAGCAUUGCAGCAUUUUGCAGGCAGUACCCAGACUGGACAAUUGUGCAGAGCCAGGGCCAGCAGUACCUCUACCACGAGCAGACAACAGCAUCCACUGCAUUGUUGACACAACACCCAGGCGAAUCGAGCGACAUCGAAGACGAUGAUCCGGCCUGGGACGCAAGCAUGAAUGAACCCCCAAACACUGCGUGCCGCACCGAGUACCACGCGGUGUUCAGCCGGACAUGGCAGGUGCCCGUGCUGUACCUGCGGGUGUUUAACGGGGGUGAGCACGUGAUGGAUGUCGAGAAGGUCAAGCGACUGCUGGUGCGUGACGCGGGGCUCAGGGCGUCCAUGGACGCAGUGGGGUUUGGCGGGGCGCUGGGGAUCCAGGACCACCCGCUAUUGAAUGUGCCGUUCCUGUACCUGCACCCAUGCCACACCGCCACGCUGCUCCGGAGCGUCGCAGCAGCUGAGCAUGGCAUUGUUGUCGGGACAUCGGCGUACAUGGCCGCCUGGCUGAGUCUGACGGGCCAGGCGGCAGGAGUGGUUCUGCACACACCCCCCGCAGAGUAGCAUGGGCACCCCAGUCGUGACCGACGACCAGUGUUGUUUGGAAGGAAAAGAGGGGGCCAUCCGGCGAUCAAUCCGCCAGGUGUCCGCAUAGGGAAACACUGGGGAGGAAGGAACGGGCAGAUUCCAAAACAAAAACCUGGGCUAAAUUGCGCAUAAAGAAGUGUGCUUUAUCCAAAUAGUUCCUGUAUAGAAGCCGGAAACAGCCAACCAGAAAGAACGUAGAGUUUUGCACAAAACUGCACUUUACGCCCAGCAAGGCGCACUGGUGCGCCGGUUAUUGCAUUCCAGCUCGCUCUCUUGCUUGUCUGCUCUGAUACCUCUCCUCUUCUAUUUCUGCCCAGAC